UAUGGGUUCCACUUUGCGUAACGUGUCUCGGUGUCCUGGAGUUUCCUUCAGCGCGUAAUAGAGCUAGCAUCAAUCACCGACACUGAGAAAACAACGCCGACAAGCCAAAAUGGCGAGCAAAGACGCCGGGCUCGUAUCGCAGGCCGUGAAGUUCGUCUUUGACGUCGCCAAUGGUCGCAAUCCUCUCUCUAAACUCAUUGCGCCAUGCUUGUUCCUUUUCGAUGCGGUGCUUUGCGCACUUAUCAUAUGGAAGAUUCCCUACACCGAGAUCGAUUGGAAGGCGUACAUGGAACAGGUAGCACAAUACGUAUCGGGCGAACAUGAUUAUACCCUCAUCAAGGGAGGUACCGGACCUCUAGUUUACCCGGCAGCCCACGUCUACACGUACACCGCACUAUACUAUUUGACAGAUGAGGGCAAGAAUAUACUUCUAGCGCAACAGACCUUUGCAGGAUUAUAUAUGGCAACUCUAGCGCUAGUAAUGGCUUGUUACUCGAAGGCAAAGGUCCCGCCAUAUGUCUUUCCUCUAUUGAUUCUCUCGAAGCGACUCCACAGCGUAUUCGUGUUACGCUGUUUCAACGAUUGUUUCGCUGCGUUCUUCUUAUGGCUCGCUAUAUUCCUAUUCCAAAGACGACAAUGGACUGCUGCUAGUCUUGCAUAUUCGUGGGGUUUAGGGAUUAAGAUGUCAUUAUUGCUAGUACUUCCUGCGGUCGGAAUUGUCCUACUCCUAGGCCGAGGAUUUGCAGGUGCUUUGAGAUGUGCCAUGAUUAUGCUUAAUCUUCAGAUUGCCAUCGCUACUCCGUUCCUACAAACAAACGCAAAAGGCUAUGCUAGCAAAGCUUUUGAACUAACUCGACAAUUCUUUUUCAAGUGGACUGUCAACUGGCGUUUUGUCGGAGAGGAGACAUUCCUCAGUCGGCCAUUCUCUUUAACCCUUCUCGCCAUGCAUGCUUUGGUUCUGACUGGGUUUGUUGCCAAUAAGUGGUUGAAGCCAACUAGGAAACCUCUCUCGGCGAUAAUCACGCCAAUUCUACAAUUCACUUCACCCUUCAGUCCCCAAGAGGAAUCUAUAGUCGCAUCGCGUGUGACCCCGGACUAUGUGAUGACUUCAAUUCUCUCGGCGAAUGCCAUUGGACUCCUCUUUGCACGCACGCUACACUACCAAUUCUACUCCUAUCUCGCAUGGUCCACCCCAUACCUCCUCUGGCGAAGUGGAGCUCAUCCCGUUAUUCAAUAUGGGCUCUGGGCCCUUCAGGAGUGGGCUUGGAAUGUCUUCCCGAGCACCCCUAUCAGCUCAGGUGUUGUUGUAGGUGUACUCGCUAUCACUAUAGCCUUGGCAGCCAUUCAGAAGGAUGAAAAUACUGCACCGACAUCUCACUCCGCACGCGAACACAAAGACGCUUGAAUUCAAUAGGGUGCGUUAAUGUGCUCUCAAUCUUCGUCCUCCGAAUCUGACGGCGGCAUCCUGCCUACUGUUGAUUCCUCAUCAUCCUCGUCCUCGUGAUUGGAUCGAGGGAAUUCUUUUGGCCAAUAACUCUGUUUUCGCCAUUCCUUCUCGUCCCGGACAACAUUCACAAUCUCACCCUCGACUUUACCCUUUUGGUCUUCGGGAGGUGUCAGCUCCACUAGGACAUAUCCUCCGCGUUUGAUCCAAAUGGUGUUGCGGAAACGGGCAGCGAGCUCGACGAGCACGGUGCGUUUGCUGGGUAGAAAACACGCGUAGAGGCUAUUGCCCUCAGCCUUGAUCACUCUAGCAAGCGAUUGAGCUUGUGUGAGUUGGUCGGGAGGUGUUGUGGAUUCCUCGGCAGCUGCCCGGAUAUCACGCUUUGGCCGACCCAUGGAUGUUUUAUUUGCUGAGAAUUGUGCCGUGGCUGGAUUUUUAUGCCGAUGAAUUAUGAAUUUAG
Hypoxylon trugodes is the source of this 1904-nucleotide messenger RNA. RefSeq names its product glycosyltransferase family 58 protein. The transcript has 4 exons. Gene Ontology annotation, cellular component: endoplasmic reticulum. Bases 110 to 1405 code for a protein of 431 amino acids. The record is from RefSeq and is a predicted model, not a curated record. Gene Ontology annotation, molecular function: dol-P-Man:Man(5)GlcNAc(2)-PP-Dol alpha-1,3-mannosyltransferase activity. Lineage: Eukaryota; Fungi; Ascomycota; Sordariomycetes; Xylariales; Hypoxylaceae.